This is a messenger RNA of Schistosoma margrebowiei, 4861 nucleotides long. Lineage: Eukaryota; Metazoa; Platyhelminthes; Trematoda; Strigeidida; Schistosomatidae. The record is from the annotation of a GenBank genome assembly.
GCAAUUGAGGUUGUUAUGUACGGAACGUUACGUCAAUGAAGCGACGGGUCGUUUUCAGUGAGUCGGAUUCAGAUGAUGAAAUCAAGACCAAGGAAACGACUACAGUAAAGCAGAGCACGAAGCGAUAUUCCGAGAAGAAAAGGAAAUGCACAGACGUCGAUGAUAAUCAAAUAUCCUGCCGUGAUAACUCCCAGCAGUCAAUAAUCGACGCUUUACGACGACAGCAAGAGUUAUGCAAGAUCUCCCGUGGCAAGAAAGCAAAUACUAUUGAAGCGUACUUCUCACAGUCUGUGAAACCUAAGAAGAAUGUAGUUUCCGUUGAUGAAUUCUUCGGAUCAUCUGGAAAAAAAUCAAAUACCAAGCCUUCUGCUGUCGUCAGCACACCACCUCAUUCACCGAUGGAGAUCAUCCCGGAUACACCAAUAUUAUCUCCGAAAACACCUUUGGGGAUCAGAGAAAGUUAUAAAAGCUCACCCCAAAUCAAUGUUAUCUCGGAGAGUGUGAAGACAACUAGUAAUCAAACGUCAUCCAUGGCUAAUGAAUCUCUUAAUGAUAGCACUGAUACUGCUGUAAAAGAUCGAAAGCAUUUUUGGGCCUACAAAGCUCGCGAUGGUCCUCGCAGUCUUGGGUCAAGAGAAAUUCCAAAGGGAACUCCGGAUUGUUUAAAGGGACUAAACUUUCUCAUCACUGGAAUACUAGAGUGUAUUGAACGAGAAGACGCUGCAAAUCUUAUUCAGAAUUGUGGUGGAAAAGUUUUAAAAACAUUAGGUAAAAAGACUGAUUAUCUCGUUGUCGGACGUGAACCUGGUGCAGCCAAAAUUGAGAAGGCUAACAAUUUGAAAAUUAAGCAGAUUACCGAAGAACAUCUUUUUGAAAUGAUAGAAAAGUCCAGUAAUAUUCCUCUUGUAAAUCAUAAAUCGAAUGUAUCCAGCUCAGAAUCUUCCAAGAAAUUGGAGCCUGCAGAUGCAAACGAUAGUAAACAAAAUUUAAAAAGUCCUAAAAAAUCCCCUAAAAAGAAUCAAUCUACCAAAUCACCGGAUAAUGCUCCUAAAUCUCAUAAACAUGAAUCUCCGAAUAAAUAUGCAGAAAAAUCUGUUGUGUCCUCACGUAGUGAACUUCCUCUUACUGCACGUCCUGUUUUAACUAAUAAUUCAACAUUCAGUAAUAAAACUGAUCGAAGUCAUAGCAGUGGUUUAUCCAAAACUCCUACUAAUGUCAUCGAUAAGCAAGAUUCCCUGUCCAAGGAAAUGAGUUCGAAGUUGUCUGAAUUAUGGGUUGAUAAGUAUAAACCAACGUCUAUUCGCUCACUGAUUGGUCAAAACGGUGCACAAAGUCCAGCCAAUCGACUUUUAAGUUGGCUAUCUUCCUGGCACUCGAGUUUUUCAGCAGGUUUAAAAGCGAAGGCUUACUCAAGUGCCCCUCCAUGGGGCCCAUCAUCUAGUGAUGAUGGGAAGUGGGCGCGCGCAGCACUUCUUUCGGGACCUCCAGGGAUUGGCAAAACAUCAACCGCUAUUUUAGUAUGCAAAGAACUCGGUUAUACUUAUUGCGAAUUUAAUGCAUCCGAUUGUCGAUCCAAGCGGUGUUUAAGUGAAGAAAUAGGACAGUCUUUGGGUUUACGGAAUUUGUCACAUAUGGCGUUUGGUCAAGCAUCAACAUUAAAUUCUGGUCGUCACGUUUUAAUUAUGGACGAAGUAGAUGGUAUGGCUGGUAAUGAAGAUCGCGGAGGAAUGCAAGAACUUAUUAACAUGAUUAAAAUUACUCAAUUACCUAUUAUUUGUAUGUGCAAUGAUCGUCAGGCUAUAAAAAUACGCUCCCUGGCUAAUUAUUGUCUCGAUCUAAGAUUUCAUCGUCCACGAGUUGAACAAAUAAAGUCAGCAGUAUUGUCUAUUGCUUGCAAAGAAAAUGUGAAUUUGCCUCCGGAUGUAUUAACAAAUAUUAUCGAUUCUAGUAAUCAUGAUAUUAGACAGGUAAUUAAUAAUGUUCAAAUGUGGUGUAGUUCUGGUUUAAUUGAUUCCGAAGGAUUAAAAGCGGAUGCAUUAGGUGCACGUAAAGAUCUACACUUAAGUGCAUUUGAUGUGAUUCGUAAAGUUUUUGCACCGGAUAUUUCUGGUUCUCAAGGCAGUGUUGCUACAUUCAAUGAAAGUUUAGAUUUAUUUUUUCAAGAUUACAAUUUAAUUCCUUUGUUUGUUGAAGAAAAUUAUCUUAAUGUUAGAGUUCAUAAUACCCAUGACGAUAAAAAAAUUUUGCAAUUAAUGUCUCAAGCAGCGUCUGACAUCGCCACGGCAGAUAUCAUUUCAUCUACUAUCAGAUCAUCACGUACGGGAUCAUGGUCUUUAUUACCUAUUCAAGGUGUGUUCAGUACAGUUUCACCUGGUCGUACUCUUCGUGGCUCAUUACCUGGUGGCCCAGGUGGUGUUUCAUUUCCUUCUUGGUUUGGUAAGAACAGUACACAAAGCCGUAUCAAUCGGACUACUUCGGAAUUAGCUGCACAUUUACGAUUAGCAACUCAUUGUGGUUCAUCAAAUCCGCUUACAUUAUUGCUAGAUUAUGCUACACCAAUCUCUGAACUUAUCACUCGUCCACUUAAAGAAGGUGAUAUUGACAGUGCUAUUCAAUUUCUAAUUAAUUAUCAAAUAACAAGAGAAGAUGUUGAUUCUAUAAUGGAAUUAACUACUUGGCCGAAUCGACCAAAUCGAAUGCUUAGUGUUGAUUCAAAAGUCAAAGCUGCAUUAACACGUACGUAUAAUAAAUCAUCGCAUUUACUACCGUAUGUCAUCUCAUCAAGUGGUUCCUUUAAACGUAAACGUGGUGGUGGUGCUCCAGUUUCAUUUGAAGGGGAAAUUGAAAAUGAUUCUGGUCUAUUCGACGAUGAUGAAGAAGAAGAACAGGAAGACGAGAAAGUCGACCUGAAGAAUGAUGCCAUGAUUUUAAUUAAAAAGGAUGAUCCAAAAAAGCGCAUAAAUACUCAGAAAUCCAAAUUACAACGAGGAGAUCAAUGUUCAUCCUCUGAUAGCAACAAUAGCAAAGAACGUGGUCGAGGUCGUGGUCGCGGUAGAGGUAGAGGUAGAGGGAAAGAUUGAAACACAUAUACAUACAUUCAUUCGUUAGUUGUUAUUCUUACGGUUUCGAUAGCAUUUCAUCUCAUCACUAAACGCUGUAUAAAAGAUAAACAAAUCUAUUUGUUUGUUUGUUUGUUUUUUAUUGAAAAUAAGAAAUAUAUAUUUUUAACUUUACUCUGCCAUUGUUUAUUAAAUAGAUUCUAUUUUUUCGUAACUUAUUGGGUUAAACUGCAUUGCUCUAUUGUUCAACAUCAGAUUAUAGAUUCAAUAAAUGUAAUUGUAUUAUUUGUUUUUGCUCUUUUGUCUACUAAAUUCUGCUUGUUUGUACUUGUAUGUUGUUGCAUGAUAUUACAAAUGUCAUAUCUGAUCUGGCAAAAUAGUAUCAGGUGAAUGUGUUUAUUUUUGUUGUCUGUUCAUUUAUAAUCUUACGAAUUCUAAGUCAUUUUAGUUCAAUUCAAAUCCAACCAUAAAAUAGUCUGAACUAUACUAUAUGCUUUUAAUCAGUAACUUAUCUUAGACAUGUAAUAAACUGAUUACAUAUCGAUUUAGUUAUCUGUUAUUGGUAAGCUUUAAUAACUGUUGAGCUAAUAAAAAUUGGUGACUAAUGUACACAAUAUCCGAUCACUCAUACAGUUCAUUUGAAUCUUCAAGCAUUUAAAUUCUUUUAUUUGUAAAUGUUUUAAUCUUCACGUUGUUAAUUUUAAGGACUAUGAUUGGUCAGUGUCUAUUGGCAUAUGUACAUUCUUAGCAGAUUGUCUCGCUAUUGCCAUUAAGUAACAAGUUUUUUUUAAAACAAAGUUAGAUAUUGGGUAGCGGUGGAAUCCAAGACGCGCGUUUAAUCGCAUUUGAUACUCUUCCAUUGUAUGUACUUAGAUUCUAGUGUGAAUACCUACUCUGGGACUUCAAUCCGAUGUCUUUCACUUCAAAUACCCAAUCAGUUAUCCGCUUAGCUAGUGAGUUCUUUGGCGUUUAUUAGAUAAUACUUGUAAUCCCUCUUGUAAAGUGACUAGUUUACUAAUCGAGUGGAUCAUUUGUUUGCUUUGGGUUUUACCACUUGAUAGCUUAUUUAUUUUAUUAAUCUACUUUUUCGUUUUACGGCUCUACCACAAUCAACAAAGCUGCUAAAUGCUUCCUCUUUUGGAAUGGCUGUAUUACUAAAACUAAUCCACAAUGUAAAUUGUGGUAGUCAUAUUUUUCAAUACAAUUCGUUCCUUAUUAUCGUAUCAACUUACUCCAUUAUAUUUGGGAAUCUUUGUUGUUUCAGUCGGAUGUUGUGUGUUUAGUGCCAUUGAUGCUUUUACUUUAUUUCUAAAAUGUACAGAUCUAUACUACACAGCUUUAUGUCACAUUAACUGUAUGGGAGAUGUAGUAUUAACUAGCCCCUCCCCCCGAAUAGAAAUAGGCGGAGUGGAUUCAGAACGGGUAACCUGUUGACCAAAAGCCGAUAGCUCAAAAUACUCAGCAACUACUACUGCACAAAUGUAUAUGUUUAUUGAUUAAAUCAUAUACAAUAUGUCGGAAUCAAUUCUCGUUAGUAUAAAACAGAAAACUAAUUGAUUAGUAUUUGUUUAUUGUUUGAUUUUGUGAUCAAUUUUCUUUAAGUUUAAGCUAAACGUAUUGGUUCAAUGAGUGAAACAUUCGAUUAUUGACUACUGGGUUAUGGUUUUGAAUCCCAAUUCACUUACGGCACUUUAAACAGAAGAGGAUUAUUAAUUGUUAUUAUCCCGAGAAAUUGUGGCUCAAAAUUGAGUUUAUAAAUAUUAACUUAGUCAAUAAGUUGCUGCAAAAUUUGUCAGAAAUUC